Anoplopoma fimbria (sablefish) is the source of this 2271-nucleotide messenger RNA. Its product is annotated as splicing factor 1-like. Gene Ontology annotation, biological process: regulation of mRNA splicing, via spliceosome. Gene Ontology annotation, molecular function: mRNA binding; zinc ion binding. Lineage: Eukaryota; Metazoa; Chordata; Actinopteri; Perciformes; Anoplopomatidae. The record is from RefSeq and is a predicted model, not a curated record. Gene Ontology annotation, cellular component: nucleus.
AAUCAUCCUUUGUGGUUUUCCGUUAGGCGCCAUUUUGAUUAAAGUAAUGUGAGGGUGGAUUGAGGGCAACGCUGUGUGAUCUUUUUCUCAAUUCACUUCAAUUCAUACCAGAGUCGACUAUCGUUUAACGGAAUACUAAGCCAUUUGAGUACACCGAAAAUGGCCACGGGCGCAAACGCAACUCCUUUAGGGAAGUUGCACCCCAGCAUCGGCGCUAAACGAGGAUUUGACGCCGGGCCUGGUGCGGGGAACGGCUUGAUGCCAGCACCCGGGCCGCCCGCAUCCUUUCCCUCUCUGCAAGCUUUCCAACCCCCAAUGCCAAGCCCAUCUUUCCCGCAACCUCUUCAGUUCAAUCCUGGGGCGGCUUUUCCGACCCAGGCUCCACAACAACCAGUCGUCGGGGGCGGACUGGCCAAACCAGAUUUCGGUCAGAAGAAAUCAAGGAAGAAGAGUCGUUGGAGCAGCGAGACGCCUGAUCAGAAGACGGUCAUACCGGGCAUGCCCACUGUUAUUCCCCCUGGAUUGACCCGUGAUCAAGAGAGAGCCUAUAUAGUCCAACUGCAGAUUGAAGACCAGACUCGUAAACUGCGUACAGGAGACCUGGGAAUCCCUGUUAACCCUGAGGACAGGUCUCCCUCCCCGGAGCCCAUCUACAACAGCGAGGGCAAGAGGCUGAACACCCGCGAGUAUCGCACGCGGAAGAAGAUCGAGGAGGAGCGCCACUCCCUCAUCACGGAGAUGGUUGGACUCAACCCUGACUUCAAGCCUCCUGCCGACUACAAACCUCCAGCCACCAGAGUCAACGACAAAGUUAUGAUCCCCCAAGACGAAUACCCUGAAAUCAACUUUGUUGGUCUGCUAAUCGGGCCACGUGGUAAUACGCUGAAGAACAUUGAGAAGGAGUGCUGCGCCAAGAUCAUGAUCCGGGGUAAAGGUUCCGUGAAGGAAGGGAAGGUUGGCCGAAAGGAUGGGCAGAUGCUGCCGGGGGAAGACGAGCCUCUGCACGCGCUAGUCACCGCCAACACAAUGGAGAAUGUCAAGAAAGCUGUGGAGCAGAUUCGCAACAUUCUGAAGCAAGGCAUCGAGACGCCCGAGGAUCAGAACGACCUACGAAAGAUGCAGUUGCGGGAGCUCGCCAGACUCAACGGCACACUGAGGGAAGAUGACAACAGGAUCCUUCGUCCUUGGCAGAACUCUGAGCCACGGAGCAUCACCAACACCACCCUCUGUACCAAGUGUGGCGGAGCGGGCCACAUCUCCUCCGACUGCAAGUACACCAGCUCAUUCGCUGCCCACAGAGCGACAGGCGGCGAGCCUCCUCAGUCCGCCCAGGACAAGGCUCGUAUGGACAAGGAGUACCUGUCCCUGAUGGCCGAGCUAGGGGAGGCUCCGGUCCCUACAUCUGGUGGAGGACACUCCGGCAACCAGGGAGGAGGGCAGCGGUCCUCAGGACUCAACAAUAACCAGCAAGCGAACCGGCCCCCUUGGAUGAACUCCGGUCCGACUGAGAGCAGGAACUACCAUAGCAUGCACGGGGGACAUGGUGGCCCUGGGGGACACCACAGCUAUCCUCCCCCCAUGCCCAGCAUGGGAGGCCCUCCUAUGCCCCCCAAUCCCAACGGCCUGCCUCCCCCCUGGAUGCAGCCUCCUCCUCCUCCCAUGGGCCAGGGACCAGGACCUCACGGACACCACAUGGGUCUGCUGCCACCUCCAAUGAGCAUGAUGCCACCUCCACCUCCUCCCCCCAGCAACCAGCCACCUCCUCCCCCGUCUGGACCCCUGCCACCAUGGCAACAGCAGGCUCCACCUCCCCCUCCCACCAGCAGCAUGGCAACCAGUACGCCGCUACCCUGGCAACAGAAUACCACCACCACGUCCAGCCCUGGCACCGGAACCCUGCCUCCAUGGCAGCAGCCCCAGCAGCCUGCGGCCUCCGGGGCCCAGCCCCCGCCACCCAUGGGCACCCCAUCCAUGGUGCCCUCCCCUGGCGUCCAGCCCCCGUUGCCCCCAGGGGCCCCUCCUCCUCCCCCUCCGCCGCCUCCAGGCUCUACUGGCAUGAUGUAUGCACCGCCGCCACCCCCACCACCCAUGGACCCUUCCAACUUUGUCACCAUGAUGGGGAUGGGGGUACCGGGCAUGCCCCCUUCGGCUGCCCCCUGCCCCCCACCCCCUCCACCCCAGAAUUAACCCUUCCACAGAAGAAUCGUCCUCCCCCAAGAGUUUCCACCCUGCAGCACAUUUGUGGAUGUGUGCUCACAGAAAAAGAUAUAA